Molecule: messenger RNA, 290 nt
Organism: Gopherus flavomarginatus (Mexican gopher tortoise)
Lineage: Eukaryota; Metazoa; Chordata; Testudines; Testudinidae
Product: hepcidin-2-like
Exons: 3
Coding region: 1-225 (74 amino acids)
Biological process (GO): intracellular iron ion homeostasis
Cellular component (GO): extracellular region
Source: RefSeq, a predicted model, not a curated record
AUGAGAGUCCAGAUGCUGGCUGUCCUGCUCCUGUUCGUGUCCCUCCUUUGCGCUGAGGGAAUUCGUGGAGCAUCCCUGGCCAAUGGCUCCGAGUCCCAGCACAUGGAGGAGGGCCUAGGCGAGUCCAAGGUGAUGGUGAAGAGAGAAGCGAGUUUCGCUGGAUGUCGCUUCUGCUGUAACUGCUGUCCUGAUAUGAGAGGCUGUGGGAUCUGCUGCACCUUCUGACCCCCUUUGCCAGUCACUCUGGUGGCACCAUGAGAGUCCCCAGCCUUUCCUGGGAGCAGAUCGAA